Neurospora tetrasperma FGSC 2508 is the source of this 927-nucleotide messenger RNA. Its product is annotated as 40S ribosomal protein S7. Gene Ontology annotation, molecular function: structural constituent of ribosome. Gene Ontology annotation, cellular component: small-subunit processome; ribosome; cytosolic small ribosomal subunit. Lineage: Eukaryota; Fungi; Ascomycota; Sordariomycetes; Sordariales; Sordariaceae. Gene Ontology annotation, biological process: translation; ribosomal small subunit biogenesis; rRNA processing. The coding region runs from base 48 to 656 and encodes 202 amino acids. The transcript is spliced from 3 exons. The record is from RefSeq and is a predicted model, not a curated record.
CAAUCGACGACGACCGACCAAUCGACCCGAUAUCGACAAUCGCCAAAAUGUCUGCCCCUCAGCUCAACAAGAUCGCGGCCAACAGCCCCUCUCGCCAGAACCCUUCUGAGCUUGAGACCGCCGUCGCUGGCGCCCUCUACGACCUUGAGUCCAACACUGCCGACCUCAAGGCUGCCCUCCGCCCUCUGCAGUUCGUCUCUGCCCGCGAGAUCGAGGUUGGCCACGGCAAGAAGGCUAUUGUCAUCUUUGUCCCCGUCCCUUCCCUGCAGGGCUUCCACCGCGUCCAGCAGCGUCUCACCCGUGAGCUCGAGAAGAAGUUCUCUGACCGCCACGUCCUGAUUGUCGCUUCUCGCCGUAUCCUCCCCCGCCCCAAGCGCUCCAGCCGCUCCCGCAACACCCUCAAGCAGAAGCGUCCCCGUUCGCGCACCCUCACUGCCGUCCACGACGCCAUCCUCACCGACCUCGUCUACCCCGUCGAGAUCGUUGGCAAGCGUCUCCGUGUCAAGGAGGACGGCUCCAAGACCCUCAAGGUUAUCCUUGACGAGAAGGAGCGCGGCUCCGUCGACUACCGCCUCGACACCUACUCCGCCGUCUACCGCCGCCUCACCGGCAAGAACGUCCUCUUCGAGUUCCCCCUCGUCUCCGCUGAGUUCUAAACGGUGGACGCAAUGGGCGUUUGAGUGUCUGGGCUGGAGCACUCCAAGGGUGAUUAUUGGGUUAGGGCUCAGAUGAUAUUCGGGUUCGGUUCUCUUGCAAUGCAUGCAUGGCAGUACAAAAGGAACGGCGUCUAGCUAGCUUGUCUCUGGAAAAAGGGCAGGCAUGGGUUUUCCCCUACUACCUGUUAUCCCUUGUGUUGUGCACUAUCAAUGCCAACAUUCAAAUACUACUGCGUUAUGGAUUGUGGGAUACAUCUUGUCCAUAUUUGCG